Molecule: messenger RNA, 3483 nt
Organism: Linum trigynum
Lineage: Eukaryota; Viridiplantae; Streptophyta; Magnoliopsida; Malpighiales; Linaceae
Source: the annotation of a GenBank genome assembly
UGUAAAGCUUUUAGAUUUCAUUGUUUAUUUUAUUCUUUUCAAAUGAAAAUUAUUGGGGCUUGAAUUUUUAGUCUAAAUUUAGAAUAGUGGUUUGGAUAUAUUCAUCUAGACCAUUUUUCAAGUUACAUAAAAUCAUAUUAUCAAAUAACAUUGGACUGUCUUUUAAAUAUUAUUGGGCCGAACACCUAAAAUAAAAAAAAUUCAUUCGUACUAUACUAGCUCUGGAUCGGAGGAGGGCUAGACCGUGGACCGGGAUGGCCUAACACUAGAUCCUCCACUGAUUAUGAAGGGACAUUGAUGUCUUGUAUGAGGAGAGGACUAUAUAAGGAGUCAUCUUUACCGCUUGUAACUCAUUUCAUCAUUUUAUAGAGUAAUACACAUAGAGAGUUAUCCCCACUUCCUUUGUCUACUUUCUUUCUUAGUGAGCUUGUGAGAGUGUGAGAAGGUUGCCUAUCAACUCUAACAGAAUUUGAGAGCUAGGGUCGCACGACCCAAAAGUAGGGGCGUGACAGUACGCACGAUUAUGCAUUUUCCUGCCAUCUGUGCUAAGUGUUUAGAGAAGCCUUGGUAAUUCUAUUGUGAUCCUCCCAAGAUUUCAACUUCAUGGAGCUCGAAGGCAAGGAUCAAUCAAUAUGGGCUACCAGCUGAUUUGUAUAGUGUUUUCUUUAGUUCGUCAGUUUUGCGUUCCUCUUUCAAGGAUGGAUUUUAAAGGUUCAACUGAAUUUUCUUGUUGUCCGGUGUUCUCUACUUCGUCAACAUAUCUUUACAUUUUCGAAGAUUGCUGAUGUGUUCAUGCAGUUAUUCCCAAUGGGUGGUUUCACCAACGAUGCUCAAGAGCCGAGAGAGGCUGCUCGAGGUCGAUGGAGGCAUUUCGUAGCAAGGACGCGAUGAGGGCGUCGCGAGAAUAGGUGGGGGAGGAUGUCACGCGUGGUGGGCGACAUGGCGAAUGAUGUGGCGGAUCAUGACCAAGUCAAGCAUGUGUGGCAUUAAGGAAGACCUAGUAGCAUAGGAUGCUCCUAGGAUUCCCCAUCUUGAAUAUGAGCUUAAUGGUGCACAUAAAGAGCCACAUUAUGAGGUGGUAUAAUGGUGUGCAUUGUGGGGGAAACUUAAUAGGGUGUAGUAAUGGGGAGGGACCAUUAUGAGGGGCAUUGAUGCCUUGUAUGAGGAGAGGCCUAUAUAAGGAGCUAUCUCCCUCACUUGUAACUCAUCCAUCAUUUUUGUGAGCAAUACAACUAUAGUGUUUCUCCCAUCUUCUUGUGUCUUCUUCUUGUGAGUUGAGUGAGUUUCAGAGCUUGUGAGAAGGCUGCCUAGCAUCUCUAAUGGAAUUGAGAGCUAGGGCCGCACGACCAAGAGUAAGGCCGUGACAGUUGGUAUCAGAGCCUGGUUCUGAAAUAAGAACCAGUGUCCUCACUCCCCAAGAAGGAAGAUAAGAAAGUGCGAGAACCUCACCAAAGAUGGCUGAAUUGUUGCUCGAGAUCCCCCGACUACACCGACAAGGAGGCCAUGUUCACCUUCCUUGACGGCCUCCAACCAUGGGCGAAGUUGGAGCUACAAUGGCGAGGUGUGCAAAGUCUUGCUGAGGCAAUGGCGAUUGCCGAGUCCCUAGUCGAGUACCACGAGCCAGAGGAACGUGUGGAGUUUGGAGGCAAUGGAGGUGGACGCGACUAUGAUAGAGAUACACGAAGGCGUGGUAGACUGGACCAAGGAGGUAGUCAUAAGGUUGAGAAACCACUUACUUGCUUCCUUUGUGAUGGUCUGCAUCGUGUGAGAGAUCGCCCAAGAAAGCACAAGUUGUCGGCAAUGAAGGCCGUACUAGCAGAGUGCUCGAGCUCGGAAGAGGAAGCAGAGACGACUCCAAGAGUGGAGUCCCAUGUCGCAAAGAUUAGUUGCAUGAAGAGAUUGAGCGCCAUCAAGCGCACGGAAGAGCCUCUCCAUCCCGAGCAACACGGCCAAUGCUUCGUAGAGGCGAAGCUCAACCAAAGGAAAACAAAAGCCUUGGUUGAUACCGAGGCAAGCUACAACCUUCUCGACGUAGAUGAAGCGCGAAGGCUGGGCAUCACGUACGAGAAGAAGCAAAGAAGGUGGAUGAAGGCUAUCAACUCAAGGGCCACAAGAACUCACGGAGUAGCGCGCCAGGUGCCACUCAAGCUUGGAGGAUGGACCGGGGUGGCGGACUUUGAGGUGGUGUCGUUGGAUGAUUAUCAGGUCAUCCUUGGCAUGGAGUUGAUGGUGCGGGAGAAAGCUUUCCCAAUCCCCUACGCCAAUAGGUUCUGCAUCAAUGACGGAGCAAGAUCGGUUCCCAUGACAAGAGAGCAACUUGAGCCAAACAAGAGGUGUUUGGCAAGUCAAGGGAAGCGAGAAGUGGCAAUGAUGGUGGAGGCAGCGGCUCACUCGAAGACUCGUUGGAGAAGGACGAGAAGGAGGAGUGCACAACAUCGUGGAGCUAUGAGAGACGAGGAUGGGUCAUCUUCGACUUGCCAGGAGAAGCAAAGAAAGGCCACCAUGAUCGAGAAGGCGGGAUACUCGAAGACGCGACGGAGAAGACCGCGGAGUAGUGCGCAACAUCAUGGGAGCACAAGGCUCGAGAGCGAGCUAGGCCCAUCCUUAGUUUGGAGGAAGGUGCAACGAGACCUUGCAAGCAAUGAAGCUAAGGCAAGGAAGGUGUCUGCUAAAGAGUCACGACGAGGGCGUCGUGGAUUGAGUGGAGGAGAAUGUCACCAACGAGGCUCAAGAGUCCAGAGAGGUUGCUCGAGGUCGAUGGAGGCAUUUCGUAGCAAGGACGCGACGAGGGCGUCGCAAGAAUAGGUGGGGGAGGAUGUCACGCGUGGUGGGCGACAUGGAGAAUGAUGUGCGGAUCAUGACCAAGUCAAGCAUGUGCGGCAUUAAGGAAGACCUAGUAGCAUAGGAUGCUCCUAGGAUUCCCCAUCUUGAAUAUGAGCUUAAUGGUGCACAUAAAGAGCCACAUUAUGAGGUGGUAUAAUGGUGUGCAUUAUGGGGGGGAACUUAAUAGGGUGUAGUAAUGUGGAGGGACCAUUAUGAGGGGCAUUGAUGCCUUGUACGAGGAGAGGCCUAUAUAAGGAGCCAUCUCCCUCACUUGUAACUCAUCCAUCAUUUUUGUGAGCAAUACAACUAUAGAGUUUCUCCCAUCUUCUUGUGUCUUCUUCUUGUGAGUUGAGUGAGUUUGAGAGCUUGUGAGAAGGCUGCCUAGCAUCUCUAACGGAAUUGAGAGUUAGGGCCGCACGACCAAGAGUAAGGCCGUGACAGUGGUGGUAGAUCCCCCAUUUGGGAAAUUAUAUGGAUAUGCUAACUGCUAAGGUCUUGUUCAGGCCAUUUGUAUUGGACCUUAGCAGCAAUGUAGUAAAAGUCUAGCUUUUAUGUAGAAGCAAAUGAAGGGUAAUAACAAAAGCGCAAAAGCAAGUGUAAACUUUUAAACAUUCUCUAAAUUGUAUAGAAAUUUUCUAACCAUAAAUUUUAAUUUUCAAA